AUGAAGGAAGAGUUAAAAUCCAUGGACAAAAACCAUGUUUGGACACUUGUGCAACCAAGUUUAAAUGCUAAACCCAUUGGAUGCAAAUGGGUUUACAAAACCAAGAGAGAUUCUAAGGGGAAAAUUGAGAGGCUGAAAGCUAGACUCAUGGCAAAAGGUUUCACACAAAGAGAAGGUUUUGAGUACAUAGAGACCUUUUCUCCAGCUUCCUCCAAGGAUUCCUUUAGAAUAAUUAUGGCUCACACAACACACUUCAACUUAGAGCUCCACCAGGUGGAUGUGAGGCCUACUUUCCUCAAUGGUGAUUUGCAUGAGGAGAUUUUUAUGCAGCAGCCUCUAGGAUUUGUUGAAAGGGGGAUGGAAAGCAUGGUUUGCAUAUUAAAUAAGUCAAUCUAUGGUUUAAAGCAGGCAUCAAGGCAAUGGUACCUCAAAUUUGAUAAAGUCAUCACUACUUUUGGCUUUGCAGAAAACAAGUUUGAUGAGUGCAUCUAUUUAAAAGUGUGCACAAUACCUUAUUUAGCUUUUGUUGUGAGUGUGCUUGGAAGAUUUCAAGCAAAUCCUAGAGAACCUCACUGGGUGGCUGCUAAGAAGGUGUUGAGGUAUUUUCAAGGGACUAAGUCACAUAUGUUGAUUUAUAGCAAGGUGGAGAAACUUGAGAUAGUAGCCUAUACAGAUUCAGAUUUGGCAGGUUGCACAGAUGACAUAAAAUAUACAGCAUGUUAUGCUUUUGUUCUUGCUGGUUGUGCUGUUUCAUGGAAAAUUUGGAUUAAGAAUUUCAUUACAAAAGUCAGGAUUGUGGACUCUAUUGUAGGGCCAUUGAAGAUAUAUUGUGACAACGAAGCCGUUGUUUUCUUCUCUAGAAACAACAAGAGAACUCCAGCUUCUGAAUUGAUGGAGAUCAAAUAUUUGCUAGUCAAAGACAAGGUCAAGGAACAUGUGAUCGAUGUAAUACAUAUUGGUAUUGAAUCCAUGGUGGCUGAUCCUCUUACGAAGCCAUUACCAGUAAGAGUGUUCAAAAUACAUGUGGCAAAAAUGGGUGUUCAUUAA
Prunus armeniaca (apricot) is the source of this 1047-nucleotide messenger RNA. The record is from the annotation of a GenBank genome assembly. NCBI's taxonomy places the organism in Eukaryota, Viridiplantae, Streptophyta, Magnoliopsida, Rosales, Rosaceae.